Molecule: messenger RNA, 1521 nt
Organism: Diversispora eburnea
Lineage: Eukaryota; Fungi; Glomeromycota; Glomeromycetes; Diversisporales; Diversisporaceae
Source: the annotation of a GenBank genome assembly
AUGUCAGAAAAGGUGUACAUCGAGAAGGAGAUCUCAGUUGUAACUGAUCAGGAAGUCGCAAAAAAUUUAAAGACAACUAAUGGACUUCCCAUGCGUAAAUGGAAGGUUUCACUUUAUUCAAUUGACGAUGAAACUUCAGAAAAAUGUCCUUUAAAUUUUGUUGAUAGAGUUGAAUAUCUUUUACAUCCCACAUUUGAAAACCCGGAACGAGUUAUUAAAAAACCACCAUUUACACUCUCAGAAAAGGGCUGGGGAGAAUUUGAUAUGAAAAUUAUACUGCAUUUCACAGAUAAGUCCAUUCAACCAUGGACUAUAGAACACGAUCUCAAUUUUAAAAAAUCUCAUUACGAAGUUAUUCAUAAACUGAAGUUUUUUGAACCAAAACCACCUUUUCGCAAAAUGAUUUCUCAAGAAAUAUCAUUAGAAUCUUCAUUGUCACCAAAAAUUAAAUCAGGUCGACCAAAAAGAAUCAAAUCUUCAUCUUCAAUUUCCUCAAAACGUCAAAAAACGGAAUUAUCCUUUACUCCAACAUAUGAUUCACUUGAUUCAACGAGUCCAUCUUGUUCUAACGAAGCUAUGAAUGGUAAACAAAAAUUUCAGGUAGAUUACAAUAAAUUGGCCAAAAAUCUUUAUGAAUUAGAAGGCGAAGAUAUUUUGGAAGUAAUACACCUUGUAAAUGAACAUCGAACAAGUGAAAUGUAUAUUAAUGAAGAAGUCGAAGAAAUCAUGGCAGAAUACAAGGGUGCAUCGUCGGAAGGUCAACGACAGGCCAUGUUGGAGAAACAGAGAGCAAAAAUGUUAAGCGAUUUCGAAAAACAACGUGAAAAAAUCGCUAAAGACAACCAAGUUAAUAUAAAUACCAGUAAAUUUGUUACUCAAUAUGAUGAUGUAGAGGAUUCUUUGAAGAAAGAAACUAUUGAUUCUUCGUCACCACCACCAAAAAAAUCAAAACUAGGCAAAAAUCCUAACGUUGAUACUUCAUUCUUGCCCGACAGAGACAGGGAAGAAGAAGAACGUAAAGAAAGAGAACAAUUGCGAUUGGAAUGGUUACGAAAACAAGAAGAAAUAAAAAAUGAAAAAAUUAGUGUCACAUAUUCGUAUUGGGACGGUACCGGACACCGUAAAACAGUGUCGUGCAAAAAGGGCGAUUCUAUUGCUGAUUUCUUAGAGAAAUGUCGACAACAGUUUCAUGAGCUACGUGGAGUGAGCGUGGAUAAUCUUAUUUAUGUAAAAGAAGAUUUAAUUAUACCACAUCAUUACACAUUUUAUGAUUUCAUCAUUAAUAAGGCAAGAGGAAAGUCAGGUCCCUUGUUCAAUUUUGAUGUUCAUGAUGAUAUACGUUUGACUCAUGAUGCAACUAUCGAAAAAGAUGAAUCACAUGCAGGAAAGGUAGUUGAAAGGAAUUGGUAUGAAAAAAAUAAGCAUAUUUUUCCGGCAAGUCGAUGGGAAGUGUAUGAUCCUGAGAAGAAUUAUGGAAAAUACACGAUUAAAGAUACAAAUAAAAAGCCUGGUUCAUUAUGA